Messenger RNA from Dunckerocampus dactyliophorus (ringed pipefish), 5077 nucleotides. It is a transcript of the gene sh2b3, whose product is annotated as SH2B adaptor protein 3. Bases 1166 to 3358 code for a protein of 730 amino acids. NCBI's taxonomy places the organism in Eukaryota, Metazoa, Chordata, Actinopteri, Syngnathiformes, Syngnathidae. Gene Ontology annotation, cellular component: plasma membrane. Gene Ontology annotation, biological process: intracellular signal transduction. The transcript has 8 exons. The record is from RefSeq and is a predicted model, not a curated record. Gene Ontology annotation, molecular function: transmembrane receptor protein tyrosine kinase adaptor activity.
GGCUUUUUUGACUCUCGGUAUUUUGAUCAUUUUUUAGGCUAGUUACAGUAUAUCACAGUUGGCAAGAAUUUGUUUUUAUUUUUAAAUUUCUGCAGUCCCUUCUAUUGCAAAGUGUAUAGAAUUGCAGGUUAGCCUAUAUGUCUACACUCUUUACCCGCACGUGGGUUUGUCACAAUACCAGAAUUUCAGUAGUCGAUACCAAUACAUUUUUUUAAAGACAGCAGGCGUUCUUCUUUGCCGCUGACUACCGAGAAAAACAAGAGACUAGCACUCUGAAAACAAGUCCAAAACAACAGGGAACUUGGAAAUUUGCAAGCUACUAUACCACAAGGGGUACACGUAUCGCUGGUUGGGAAUCACUGCUCUAUAUGUCGGGUGCGCAGUGCUGUUUUUAAGAAUCUACUGCAACAACGCUAGUUAAAGAUUUGAAGACAAGAAUGCUCUACUGUUUUUAGGAAUCUGUUGCAAAAAUGUUAGUGCGUCCAAAGUUUUGAAGUAAACAUGGGGCCAGAUUUGCCCCGUGGGCCACCAGUUGAAUAACCCUGUUGUAGGAAGACCAGAAGACAGCCUCAUGGCUGUGGUCAGAGUUCACGAGGAAGAGUUAGAUGAUACAAAAAUGUUUUGUUUCCCCCCACAACUGGACUCCAUAACUCCAAGGUGCGUUAAUGCAAGCACAUCUGGAGGUGCAGACAGCAGGAUGACAACCAUGGGAACAGUGGCGGCGCAGACCCCCACCAGAGGCAUCCAGCGGAGAGGAAGUGUGUGUUCAUAUGUGUGUGCAUGUUGAGUCACUUGCUGCUGAGUCAUCGCUGGGCUGGCCAUGCAGAUAGAAACAGCCUUCUGGGGGGGCCAGCUGCAGGGGCGCAAGGGGGGCACGCACCGAUGCACGCUUUAAAGAGUACAGGAAGGGAAUUAGUUGUUGUGACAGGACUCCUCCGGGAACUUCAGUGACGCAAUAUUGGGCCAUGCCAAGUUACACCGCUCCCCGCCCCCUUACAUUGGCGUCUGUAUGUUCCAAUUUUGAAAAAAAACAAACCAAGUGUGAGCGUGUUGCAUGACACCAAGUGAAGAAGCGUCUGCCUGCGAGUGGCGUCACUGGGGACACGGCGAGAGAUUUGGUGGAGAGAUAACCAGUCAGUGAUUCUCAGACGGUCUGGUUACUGCAAUGAAUGGUAACACAUUCCAUCCAGCCAACACCACCGUGACAGCAGGAGGCGGCCCUGGCGUUGCAGCCCCCCCGAGAGGCUGGAGGGAGUUCUGCGAGCUGCACGCCAUCGCCACAGCACGCCAACUUGCAGGACACUACCGGAGCUUCGCCAGGGAGCGCCCCCAGAAUGACAUCCUCCCGCCGGAGACGUUCUCCAAGCAGUUCACCGACCUCUUCCAGCAGCACUUCAGCUACGAGGUCGACAAAGAUGGCACUCCCCUCCAACAGAGCACCUGUCACACUGCUGCUGGCAAUACCUCUACGGUGGCUUCUCCCGCUCCUUCACAAACCGUGAUUAGUCGAUUACGGAUCACCUCUUUGUCUGGGGUGCAGGACUAUCGGGAGGCUGGUCGGCAACCCGGAGGAGCUGCUCGCUUUGCGGUGGUGUCACCCAAAGUGGAGCCAGUCGUGGUGAGCAGGGAGCAAGAGCAGCUGCUGCGAUGUGCCCCAGGAAACCCCCGAUCAGGAAACCCGGUGCUGCUCAGGGGCUUGACCCGUAAUUUCGGAAGUGGAUCGGUGUUGUUCCGUAGCCGUAGUAACGAGGAGCUGUCCGGCACGGACAGUCGCCAAGCAUCCGACUCCUCGGCACCCAACCCAGCACACGAUGUCACUCACUUCUCCGUUAGUCAGAUUCGGCAAUCCGUAAGGCGGCUUUUUAAGAAACGGCCCCUUCCUCGGCCCCCCUCAUCACAGGACCUGUCCGCCAGCAACCCCACCCAUUCCAUCAUCAGCCCCUCAAACAGUAGUGAUAGAGUCAGCAGCGUGCCCUUCACAUCUGAGCAACCCUCCUCUUCCUCACAAACCCGCUCUUCACUGAACUCUGACGCCACGCCCGCAGCGUCACCAUCAUUAUCCGGAGUAGCUUCCAACUUCCUGGAUCGCUUCCGUUGGUUACGCAGCGGGAGCAUGAGGCAGAGGAGGUCAGAGGUCAGCAGCUGCUGUAAAGAGAGCCAGCUGAGGUACUUGCUCGUCGAUGACACCAUCUCAGACUCGCAGCCACGCUGGCAGCGCUGCCGCCUGCUGGUCAGGAGGAUCAGGGACGCUGAGGACGGAGGAGGCGAGGGCUACCAGUUGGAGCUUUAUGAUCCUCCAAAGGCCUCCAGUCCCAAACUGACGACUCACUGCUCAGAUAUCCAAGAAGUCCGUCGCUGCAACCGGCUGGAGAUGCCCGACAACUUAAACACGUUUGUUUUAAAGGUUAACCGAGGCAGUUUGAUAUUUGAGACGGACAACGACCAGCAGGUCAGCUCCUGGACCACGGAGAUAAAAGAAUGCAUCAGCAACAGGUCAGGCAGUGUGGACCUGGAGCCCCUCCCCUCCCCGGCUGACAGCUCCAUUUCGACCAAUCACAGGGCGAGCUCCGAAUUGGGAAGUCAGAGCGAGUGGCGGCCCGGCUCUUCCCACCCGGUCCCACAGACGCGUCCCGUAACAAUUAGCUGCCCGGUCACCUUCACUCUGCCGGAGCCCGUCGUCCAUAAGACGGAUCACUUCCUGUUCUCCUACCCAUGGUUCCACGGGCCCAUCUCCCGGGUCAAGGCGGCCCACCUGGUUCAGAGCUCGGGCGCCGAGGGACACGGUGUCUUCCUGGUGCGUCAGAGCGAGACGCGGCGAGGAGACUACGUCCUCACCUUUAACUACCAAGGAAAAGCCAAGCACCUGCGUCUGUCCCUGACGGACGGUGGGCAUUGCAGGGUGCAGCACCUGCGCUUCCCCUCCGUCAUUGAGAUGCUCAACCACUUCCAGCUCUCCCCCAUCCCGCUCGAUUGCGGAGCCGCCGGCGCCGUCACAUUGUCCAGCUUUGUGGUGGCAGGCUCCAGCCCCCCGUCACAAUGUCAGCACCGCUGGAACUCAGAGCCCAGCUUGGCUCACUGCAGCCUGUCUCGCAGCCAGCCGCCAUCUUCUUCUACUUCCUCCACCUGUGGCACCAGUGCUCCCGGUUCUGGCCCCCAGCCGUCUCUUCGCGGCAGCAACCCGGCCCCGCCCCUAUUGGCCACCGCCCCCCUGCGCCGCAGCGAGUCGAUGGGGAGGCGGCCACUGCUUCGCCACAGCAAUCCGCACCCUCCCGUCAUCCCCCAGCGUGACUCGGACUAUGAGCUGGAGCCCGAACGCGGCCGUAAGCGGGCCAUAGACAACCAGUACAUGUUCCUCUGACCCCUUGUGGAGCCGAGGCGUUAAAUCUGAGAGAGCUUGUGAUGCUGCGUCUGAUGCCAAGGGGCUGUCACAUGUGUCCACAGUGAAUGUAUGUCAAAUUCAGUCUGGGCAAGCGAAAAACUAUUUUUAUAGAUUUUAUAAUAGCGCUACACGCUAGCACCUCCCAACCUGCAAGGGGCAGCAAAAGAGCAGGAGUGUCCACCACCAGUAAUACAGUGAAAUGCUAGCUUAGCACGAGUGACAGGUGAGUGCAGCACUUUUAUUUAUGAUCCACAAUGAGGUGGACCGCCUUUUUUUUUAUUAUUAUUUUGCUAGCGUUCUGGGUCGCUCUUUUAAGAAAUAAUACAUUUAUUCCUGGCACAAGUCUUAUGUAAACACAAACAACUAAGCACUCUUUGUUUUCCAGCGUUCCGACGCUCUUAUUCUCCUUUUUUCAUGCAUUAUUUUAUUUUGAGAUGCUUUCAGUGCACUUUGAAAAAAAACGUUUUGUCAAGACACAGAAUGGGAUGGAGGUCAAAGAGGUCGGUCAAAUGUGCUAACAUGUCGCGUUGUCAACACAUUUUCAAAAUUCACCUCUUCGUUACGUGGUUGGAAAAAUGGAACCAAGAUGUACUAGGUAGGGAUGGGCAGAGUGAUCGCUCCGUUAAUUCAUUGACAAGUCAGAAAAAUAGUUUGGCAUGGAGGCAAAAAAAUGGGACUGCAGUACUUGUCUGCGACAAGCAGAGGCAGUGUUGAGCCAGUCUCUCAUAACAUCUUUAGUUUUUAUGAAGUCUUCCAAGGGCCGUAAAUACAAAAAGGAGAAAACAAAUGUCUUGUUAGUGUUUGGGGGUGGGCAGCAUGGUGGCCCUGUGUUUAGCACUUCUGUGAAACUGAAACCGCAACAUUAAAAGCAAACAUUUUUCUGCACACACGUCACAAAAAAGCACCCAGAGGCCUGGCGUAGUGCGUGGACUAACCUAUGAGGGGCAGCAGUGCGCUACGGGGUAUCCAGACUGCGGGAAAGGAAAACGAAUGAAGCAGCUUCGUUAGCUGUUGGCUUUGUCACUACGCAAUACGUACCCGGAACACAAUCGCUUCAACUGGGUUAAACGCAUGUGCAGAACGCGUCUACAUCCGGUCGGCCUAUUUUUCGGCAGUCACGUUAGGCAUGUGUAAUCGACGCGAUCCGUCGAUCCGUUUUACGACAGCAAGCAAUAUACGUACGUCCCCCACCCCAAAACCUUCAGAUAGAAAUUUGAGAAAUGACCAAAUCUGUUUUUUUCCCCCCCUCAUAUAUCCAUGGUGCAAGUGGACAAUUUAUAAGCCAUCUUUUCUUUGUUCCAUAAAUUAUUUUACACUUCCGCCACAGAAAAAAUACAUACAAGCAUUUGCUAGGAAGAUGUUUGGAUGGAUGGUAUUUAUCAGUUUAGAGAAAAACAUCUCUAGCUUAGUCCUGUAAGAUGAAUCCAUCAUUACACUGCUGAUGGUUGUUUACAUUGAAAUAUCACUGCAUUUUAUGCCUUUUAUUGGAUAUGUGUGUUAUACGUAACCGGAUGCUACGUGCGUUGCCUAAGUUUUUAGUAGCUCCGCCUUGGCGGAUGUUAGACGAUAGAAACGGCAUGCUAACAAGAGUCACUCAUAAAAUAACCCUAAUAUGUGACAUAUGAAGUAUGGUUGUUGACCAUUUCUGUUUAUACAUUUAAAAAAAUACCGACCACAGCACUUCGUAAAAAACGCCAU